Molecule: messenger RNA, 1434 nt
Organism: Malassezia restricta
Lineage: Eukaryota; Fungi; Basidiomycota; Malasseziomycetes; Malasseziales; Malasseziaceae
Exons: 1
Coding region: 1-1434 (477 amino acids)
Source: RefSeq, a predicted model, not a curated record
AUGCCUGUGCUGCAUGCCACGCACGAAACCAAAAAAGAGCAGGCGCAGCUGCUUGAUCAGCUCACGCGCCUCUCUCGCACGCACCCUGAUAUGACAGCCACAGCGCUCGUGCAAUGGUACCUUGAGCGCGUGAAAGAGAGCCGCUCGCGACUGGCGAGCGGUAGUGCGGAUAGUCCUGCGGCGGUGGCGAUGCUCAUGCGGUACGCCACGCGGCGCCGCGAUAUUGAUACCCUGCGUCGGCUGCGUGCGCCUGCACGGCACUGGACGCGGCAGUGUGGCAAUUCGCGCCAUCUGCAGAAACCGAGUCUUUCGACCAAGCUGCACAGCACGCUGUUUGGUCUCGCAGCACAGCAUGAUCAUUGGCCGGUGAUGUACAGGCUGGUCCAGGACAAGUCGCCACGAGACCGAUGGACGCCGUUCAUGUGCCUCGCACUGCUACGGGCCAAAAGCACGACGGACAUGAUCCAGGCACGCGAUCCGACAGGGCCGGAUGCCGAGGCCAAACGGGCGCUAUGGGGCCUCUUUCUUCAUGAGUUUGGGCACUACUUGGCCAUGGUCCGCCAUAACAGCACGACAACGGCGCCGCCGUGGAUUCUUAUGGCUCUGAUGGAGCUGUAUGCGCGCUGCGGCAACGAUGCGCACGUCUGGCAGCUGCUGCACAUGUACGUGGCCAGCAUAAGGCGGCCUGAGAUGCGCCAGGAGGGCCCGUUGGUGCUGCGCAAUGCGCCGUGCCGUUUACUGCCUCAACCGACCAGCUACAUACCCGGCCCCCGCCUACUCCAUGCGGUCAUGCGUGCGUACGCGCGGCGUGGCGAUACGGCUGCGACGCUCUCGGCGUUUGCGAGACUCACGAGCACAUCUGUGCCAGAUACCUUUACGACGUGUGAGAUCCCGUGGCACGCGACCGACGUCGUGUUGGAGCCUAGCAACACCUCCAUCAUUUUGGCUAUGGACGCCAUGCUCCAGCAGCGCGGUGUUGUCGCGAGCACUGUCCCGCAGCUCUUGCACUUUCUCAAGCAGGUCGAUCGCUCGUGGGGCUCGUGGCGCGCACGCCACGAGCCUGCCGCGCGCCCCAUGUUUAUCAACCUGCGCACGAUGCGGCACGUCUUGACGUGGUGCCUGCAUGCGAACGCCCACGACGAAGUGCGCCAUGUCCUGCGUUUUCAGCAGGGGCUGCUGCGCCGCGAGCUUCGUUGGCACACGAGUCCGCACGCCCGCCCCGUCUGGCUGCAGGACCCGAACGAAUGGGCCUCGCUCCGCCGGUGGAGGCAUACGCUGCAGCAGCUUGUCCAGCGCCGUUGGAUCAGCGAGCGGCAGGAGCGUGCGCUGUACGUCAAGGCGCUGCAUGUCGUGCGGCACCGCGUGAUGGGGACGGCGCGCAAGAUGGCGCACACGUUACACCGACACAUCAUACCCUCGUCCGGCACGUCGUAG